AUGGGUUGUUGUAUAACUAAAUAAACUAAACAUAAAAAGUAUGCUAAUGCAGGUUGUGAUGAAAAUCCAAUUUAAUAACCUGAAGAAUCAAAUUAUUUUGAGGUUUGUCAAGAAGUUGUUAUUCCUAAAGAAUAAAAAAUUGAGAAAUAAGAAUAAGAAAAAUAGAUCUCUUGGACAGAAGGGGAAAUGAUUGGAUAAGGAGCAUUUGGUAGAGUUGUUUUAGGAAUGAAUAGAGUUAGUGGAUAAAUUAUGGCUGUCAAAUAAGUGUUUAUUAAGAAUGGUGAUGAGAAUGUAAAUUCAAAUGAUUAUAUUAGAAAGUAUAAUCUAUCUAAAGAGAAAUUGAAAUUUUGAGUAAAUUACAACAUCCUCAUAUUGUACGUUAUUAUGGUUCAGAAACAAAAAAUGACUAAUUAAAUAUUUUCUUAGAAUAUGUUAGUGGUGGUUCUGUACUAACAAUGAUUAAAAGAUUCGGCAAAUUUAAGGAGUCUUUGAUAAAAGUUUAUUUGAAAUAGAUUCUAUUAGGAUUAAAUUAUCUACACACUAAAGGAGUGAUUCAUAGAGAUAUUAAAGGAGCCAACAUAUUAAUUAAUUAAAAUGGAUAAGUGAAAUUAGCAGGUAUUUAUAUUGUAUAAUUAUUAUUAUAAAGAUUUUGGAAGUGGUAAAUAAUUAUCUGAAAUUAAACAUGAUAUUAUUGGUUCUUUAUGUGGUACUCCAAAUUAUAUGGCACCAGAAGUUAUUAAUUAAUAACAUUAUGGAAAGUAUACUUAAUUUAUUAUAUUUUAAAAUAGAAAAGCUGAUAUUUGGAGUCUUGGUUGCACAAUGAUUGAAAUGGCUACUGGAAAUCCUCCAUUUUAUGAAUUUAAGAAUAUUUAUACAGUCAUGGUUAAAAUAAGUAAAUUAACUGAAACCAUUCCUAUUCCAGAAGAAUUAAAAUCUGAAUAAGCUAGAGACUUUCUAAAAAGAUGUCUCUAAUUGAAUCCAGAAGAGAGAUGGGAAGCAGAAGAUUUACUUUAACAUCCAUUUUUAGUUUCUAAAGAAUAAAGAUAUAGUGGUAUUAAUUCUGCUUAAGAGAAAAAGAAUGUUUAUAUUAAUGAUGAUUUAUUAUUUUAAUUACAUUCAGAACUAAUACCUAAUAAAAAUAAAAAACUAUAGUUUUCAUUUUAGUUAGAUGAUGAAUCAUAAUCACAAAAUGAUAAUUAAAAUUAAGAUUAAGAUAUACCUUAAUAUUAAGAAUAAUAAGGAUAAGGUUCAUAAAGAGAAGAACCUAUUACAAAUAUUAUUAAAAUAACAAAUAAUAAUAAUUUGUAAUCAGAAUCUGAUUAAGAACCUUAUAAAGUUAUUAUUGAAUAGAAUUUUGAUGAUAAAAUUGACUUAUAAUAAUUUGAUUCUAAUUAAUCAUGUUAAAAAAACUAAAAACUUAUUAUAAAUAGACAAUGCUCAUUAAAUUAAGCAUUAGAUUAGGUUUUAAAUAAUGCCUAUGAAUCAUAAUAAUCGAAAUCACUUAAUCCUCUAAAAAACUGA
Molecule: messenger RNA, 1521 nt
Organism: Paramecium primaurelia
Lineage: Eukaryota; Ciliophora; Oligohymenophorea; Peniculida; Parameciidae
Source: the annotation of a GenBank genome assembly